AGACUGCCUGGAACGUGAGGAUAUUUCAGGUCAGGCUUCACAUUAGUGGGUUUAAUUAGGAUACGUCUUAAAGCUUCACAACGUCCAUUUUCAAAUGUAACACAAAAUUGCAUUUUAUUCAAAGCCCAGACUUUAACUGUCAGGUGUGAAAAAAUAUAUAUAUAUAAAUAUUUAUCGUCAUAAAAUGAAUGAAUUGAUAUUUUUGUGUAUUUUAACAACCAUCUUAGUGCGCGUGUCCUAUUUUCCUCUGCGCCACUUGCCGUAUAUCAAAUACGGUAGCAAAGUGAUGAACGCGUUUUGGAUCCAGAGAUGGGAUCGGUUGACAGCGAGGGGAGCAAACUCCACCCAGCAGUGAGGUUCUCGGGCGGGCGGAGCGGCGCGGCGCGGCGCGCGCCCAGAGGACGCGGGCUGCUUGGUCGGAACGCUUCGACACGUCCCGCAGACAACUUCUCCGGAGCAAAGUCCAGCCCGCGCGCGAGGCAGGCCAGGUGGAAGUUGACGCGCGAGCGCGUGCCGGGAAAGAAAAUCACAUGUCACCUUAGGGGAACGCUCCAAAGAUGGCGGUGGUGUUAGCGACCGGAGUUUCGGGUGCCCCCGGAGUGGGGAAAAGUGGGUUCGUGGAGGUUCUGGUGCGAGAGUGUUGGCACAAAGUUUUGAUCAACUUGAACGAGGAAGCGCUGACGUUGAGCUGCGGGGACGGCGGCGUCGGCGACGACGCGGGCGACGAUGUCAACUCCAACGGCGUCACCAACGGCUCGUACCUGGACAACAACAACGCCAACUCCAACAACGGCCCCCGGAGCGCGCGCGCCGCGUGCGCGGACGUCCCGGAGCGAGUGCCCGAGACCAUCGCCAACAGAAAGCGGUGCGUCAAGGUGGCGAAGCAGGAGAUCGGCGGGCUGGGGAUCAGCAUCAAGGGGGGGAAGGAGAACAAGAUGCCCAUCCUCAUCAGUAAGAUAUUCAAGGGGCUCGCGGCGGACCAGACCCAGGCUCUGUACGUGGGGGACGCCAUCCUGUCCGUGAACGGCGUGAACCUGCGGGACGCGACGCACGACGAGGCGGUGCAGGCGCUGAAGCGAGCCGGGCGAGAGGUGACUCUGGAAGUGAAGUACAUGCGUGAGGCCACGCCGUACGUCAAGAAGGGCUCCCCCGUGUCCGAGAUCGGCUGGGAGACCCCCCCUCCCGAGUCCCCUCGCCUCGGCAGCCCCGCCUUCGCCCCCUCGCCGUGCACCUCGCCUGACCCUCCCAGCUCCCCCGUCCAGGCCUCCCUGUCUCCGCUGGGCGACAGGAGGUGCAUCCCGCUUAAAAUGUGCUACGUGACCCGAGCCAUGACCACCCCGGACCCCGAAAACAGACAACUGGAGUUGCACUCCCCCGACGCCAGGCACACCGUGGUGCUGCGCUGCCCAGACCAACCAUCUGCCCUCUCCUGGUUCUGUGCCAUGCACUCAGUCACAGCCUCGCUGGCGCAGCGAGCGCUGGCGGAGGUCAUCCAGAACUCAGCCAGGACGGAGGUUGCUGGCAGCAGAGAGAUACGACACCUGGGCUGGCUGGCAGGGAAGACAGAGAGCGAGAAGCAGUGCUGGAAGCCGACGCUGGUGGCGGUGACCGAGAAAGACCUGCUCCUCUACAACAGCCUCCCGCGGAGCAGGGAAGCCUGGCAGAGCCCUGCACACAGCUACCCGCUGCUGGCGACGCGUCUGGUCCACUCUGGCCCGGACCGAGGCUCCCCUCACUCGGGCACCGAGCUGUUCUUCGCCACCCGCACCGGCACGCGGCUCGGCAUCGAGACCCACCUGUUCCGGGCCGAGACCACCAAAGACCUGUCCGUGUGGACCAGACACAUAGUCAGUGGAUGCCACGCCUCUGCCGAGAUGAUCAAAGAAGUCACUACGAGUUGUCUGUACCGGGGUCAGGAGUGUCGGCUGGUCAUACACUAUGAACAGGGCUUCUCUGUGCUGGCUGACCCCAGACCAGCUGACGGGGAGAGCGUGGAGGCAGCGGGAGCCCACACCCCCAGCAGGCCCAGAGUGCUUCUGUCCUACCCCUUCGAAAGGCUAAAGAUGUCCUCGGACGACGGCGUUCGCAUGCUCUUCCUCGACUUUGGAGGGCGGGAGGGCGAGAUUCAACUGGACCUCCACUCGUGUCCGAAGCCGAUAGUCUUCAUCCUCCACUCCUUCCUCUCGGCUAAGAUCUCCCGCCUGGGUCUGGUGGCCUGACCGCCGCAAAGGGACGCUUCACUCCCCAUGAACCGGACCUCCCCCUCCCCCGUUUGUCCUCCUCUGUGCCGCCCGCAUGCAGCGCACCCUGUCAGACAUCUGCAGUCAGGGACCCGAGCUGUGUGAACGCACUGUAGACUCUGGAGCGUGACCUUUUUUGGGAGUUUUUCCGAGUUAAAGAAACACUAGAGAAAGCAUUCCUUUGGUUUUGCUUUGAGCUUUACAAGCAGCCGGGACCCUCGCAAGCAACGCGGUGGGACGAUCGGACCCAUGAAGAGGAGCAGGUUGGGUUUCACUGUCACAUCCAGGCUGGGAGACACCGGACGAGUGCAGCAGGGUUGAGAUGGAUUUACUUACAACUCAAUCAAACUGUAAUGGCAAACUGCCUUCCACUUACAUUUAUAUAAUUUAUUGCCCAUUACCCCCGAAAGGACCAUCUGAAUUCCACUUGUCAUCCUUCUUCCACAAACACUUGACGCACCGUGGAAAAACUUUACGCGUUUGUCUUUGUUAGCGUCCCCUGAAAUGUCUUGUUAGCAGCGUCAGCAUUCGUCAGUGAGACGCGUCCGUGCGGCUCACCUCACAUUCUGAAUCCCACAGUCCGUCUUCUCUGAGCCUGCGUACGCGGCCCGGUCCGAAUCGAACGCAAAGUUAGUCAUUGGCUGAAAUAUUAUGUCAGAGCUUUCCCGUAAAACUGAGAAAACAGGGUUAGAUGCAGGACAGAGCGCCGGAGGCUCGUUAUCUGGGACACAGUCGGCUCGGAUCUGUCCAAACAUAACAAAACCUCUAAAGCUCCUCAUUAAAAGGCUCUCUCUGCUUUGUUUUAUCGGCAGCCUGCUGGUACGUAGGUGGAUUUCAUUCCCUUAUUUGGACCGAGCCAGUCCAGAUGUUUCCACACACACAGCUCACCUGUAAAAACAAGGCCGUGUUUGGGCUCCAGGUAGCCUAGCGUAGCACAGACACGCAUGAAGAGAAGCAGGGCUGAAAGGAAGCCGACGUAACGUUCACGAGGGGGCGUUUAUAGGUGGGGUUUGCUACCGUACGGCAUGAAUAGAAUUGAUCUCCAUAAAAUCUCAGAAAAAGCAAAUAUAUGUGGAAACUGAUUCUGGUCAUUGUUUCUCCAAACCCCACUGAGAGUCUGAGCUCCGGCAAAACAAAACACGGUGUUCUUCACUCCCUGAUCUUUAAUUUCAAGCUGCAAUGAAGUGUAAGUAUUUAAAGAACUAGAGUCUUGAAUAAUUGAAGCAAUUGUUAUUACAGUACGUAGGAUCCCUGAGACAUCACGUGGUGCCUCAGCCACUUGAAGUGUUAUUUCCGUGUCAUUCCAGCGAGGUGGCCGUCGCAGGAGGCGUUCGUCCUGCUUUGGUCCUGCUGCUGCGUGCACGCUAUUAUUUCUGUGACACGGCCGGCAGGCAGCUCUUUUCAUGUGCCUUCACAGAAGAAAAUAAACAUUUGAUUUUUGAAAGGAAUGAGUCGUUGUGAUCUCGGGACGGACUCGGAGCAGCUGCGUGGCUUCUAUCGCGACUUUACUCCUGGUUGUGUGAAUAGAAAUGAAGCUUUGGUUUCCUCUAUAUCACAACAAGGACUUCUAACGACUAUUUACACACAAACUGUGACACUGUGAUACAAUGUAACAUGAUCUGUUUAAAAAAAAAAAAAGCAGUGGAGGCGAAGAAGAAGAAUCCAGCACAUACUGAUGAUGGGGUUUGGGAAGGGGCUGCCUCUGAAGCCUUUGGCAGCCAUUGUCGCUCUGGAUGAUUAAAACCCAGUGUCCAACUCCAACUGUGUAGAUAAAUCAUGAAUUUAAAGCAAUGACAGGAGUUGGGUUUCUUCUUUUCUUUUGCUUGUGGUUAAUUUGCAAUGUUAUUUGUAAAGUUCACUACAGCAAUUGAAUGUCAGCCUGCUCAGACGGAUUGUUGGGUCCUAAUUUAUAGCACAUUAUUGUGGGCUCAUUUUGAUUUGGCCGGUGAGUGUUUUUUUACAGUCCAGCUUUUACAGACUGAGCGUAAUUAGGGUGUGGGCGACCGCUGGGUUCAGGUAGUGAACUGGGAGCUUUUCCCAGGUCGUUAUUGAUCCCAGUCAGUCUCUUAUGUGGAACUAAACAGUUACACAUAGUAACUUUUGCAUGAUGUGACAGGCAAACAGAGAAAGUCCCUGAUUGAGAGCUGAGAAUGUGUUUUCAACUGCUUUCUGGUUAAAAAGGCGGAGACGGUACUGACUGAGCUGAUCAGCUUUUCACGGGAGAGGAGCCAGAUAGCGAUCGGCCGUAAACUGAGCGGGUACGGAAGAGUUGAUGUAUGAAUGGUGUCCGUGGGCACAUGGGAAUCUGAGACACGCAAAAAACAUUUGGCUACAGUUGUGCGUUUGUAGGCGAAUGGAGGGAACGGUAGCUUUUCUCUUGGCUCAGUCUGUUGGUGCAUUCUUCAUGUGGCAUGUUGUCACAAGCUGUGUGUGUGUGUGUGUGUGUGUGUGUGUGGGCGCGCGUGCGUGCGUGCGUGUGCGUGUGGUACAAUAAAAAGAUUACUACAAUAAAAAGCGAGAGGAGGAAAUAAUGGUUGGCAAAAGUAGUGGAUGGACUGAACAAUCGAACUUCCGCUGAAAAACCGCAGCAAUUAUUCAGUUCUUGCUAAGUGUUUUCAAACGUUAAUUGCUGAACAGAAAUCCUUUCUUUAUGGUUAAAGCGGUGUUUUUGGCUAAAUUUUCGAUUCUUGCAAAACAAGCCCAGCUUUUAAAUUUUUAAUUUGCCCACGUCUACUGAGAACCGACCGUCUUCCAGCCUUUUCCCACGUCUGCGAUUCCAGGUGAUUCUCAUUAGCCGCUUGGCUCUGAUCAGCCCGUCCGUCUCCACACUGUGGCGUUUAAUCAUGCUCUACGCUGCACGUGGGUAGAGUUGUUGAAAUGAUGCCUGCCACCAGCGUGUGCGUGAUUAAGUGCCUUCUGAAGGGGUGCAUCUGUCACACCGGACUGAUCCAGAGUCAGACCUCUAAUUCAGCCCGGAUCAACGCGUUGCCAGGAGUACGUCCUAUCCAUGCAGUCUAGCGGCCAAUGCCAAAGCCGCCGGACGAUGUUGGAGGACGAAGCGGACUUGAAACAUGACCGGGACGGGAACGGUCGAUUUCAUGGCUGCUGCAGGAGAGACCAGAUCGCUGCCUUCCACAGCUGGACUCCACCUUAGUGUGACUCUGCUUCAUCUCAAGAGGCCUGUACGAAACCAGUUUAGCUGAAGUUCACUUUACUUCGCUAGCACCAUAAAAUAUUUUAACAACUUUUCUAUUUAUGGCCAAAGCCUCUUUAUUUUCGUUAGUUCUUUUUCAGUUAGUUUUCAUUUAAUUAGUUUUUUAAUAAAUGCAUUCUGAUGAAUGUCCUGUCCAGUACCAGCAGUCUUUCCAAACUUUCAGUAUGCAGAUAAUGACGAGAUGAUGCAUUCACUGCCGUCGACUGGCUUCAUCAUUAGAAUGACUGCAUUUUUAUAUUUAGAAAGAAGCAACUCCCAGAUGAGGGGAGAGAUGUUCACUAGUUCACAUGGGGAUUUAAGGGUCAAGACCCACAGGCUUCUGCAACUAAAUGUCUGCUAGACUGGAUUGGAAACUACUGAUUUGAUGUGUUAUAAUUAAAUGUAUUACACCUAAAAAGUAACUGGAUGUGAAUUGGCUGGUAGACAAAUGCAGUCAAUCUCCCACCAGGACGGAAAUCAAGAAGACAUGAAAAAUGUGGAGUGGAAGGCAACAGGGAAACAAUGUGAACUAGAACAUCCACCGCUGGAGCUGAACGGUUGAUGCUGAGGCGUUGGCUUAAGUAACGGAUCCGUCCUUAGCACCAAUGCAUGAAUGUACUACACAGAUGAACAGACAGUAGAUUUUCCAUGUCCUCUUUAAGGAUGAACUGAAGAGUUAUUAGUUUAAUAUAAAAAUACUUUUUUCUGACACAUUGAAAUCCUGUCUUAAUGCCAAAACGGGGCCAAAGUGUUCAAGAAAACAAAUGGAACUGUUCAACGGUGCAACAUUAGAUGAAUCGCAGUUCAGGUGAGGACGCAAGUGCACAAGUGAAUUUAUUGUUAUAUUAUGUAUUUAUUAUUCAUCCGAACUGAGGAUUCCUGAAAUUCUGAAAGCGGCGAUGAGGCAUCCAGCGACGGUGGAGCACCGCGCUCACUGCGUUUACCGUGUUUGAAGCCACGUUGCCGCUCCUACGGGGUCCUUCUCUCACGGGACGGCGGUUUCCAGAGUAACCUGUGGGGCUGCGGGUAACGCUUCGCGUCUGAUGUGAUACCUGAGCUGAUAAAUUAGACACAACUGCUCUCUGGCGUAUUACGAAACUGGAGGGGAAGCGCUUUACAAUGCGGGACGAGACAAAGGUUUCGUGUAGGCUCUCCAUACAAGAGAAUGAAACUGGGUCAUCGUCUCACUCUGUCCUUGUUAAUUGUCAAAAGGCGAAGGGAUGAUGAGGAAACUCGUCAUGAAAGAGCUGUGGAGCGAGACAAAGGAAUGUUUCAGAAGACCACUGCCAAGUCCCCACAGUGACCCUGAACGCACCCCCACCUCUCUCACACACGUACCGGGUCCUGUUCUGUGCUCGGCCCCUAUGUGGCAAACAGUCGAUAGCAAUUUGAGCUGGUGAUCACUUUAACUGCACAGGAACCUGGGUCAUUGGGGACUAUUUGAUCACUGGACCAGAGCAGGAUUAUAAGUGGACUUGUUUGCAGGCAGCAGGGUGAUGGACAGGCAGGGGUGAGGAUGCAGGAAGCCUUAACUUGAUCUAAAAGCACCUGGAUGUCGGUCGUGGGUUUCUCAUACGUCAGCAUUUACAGCAUCCAGCUGCCUCUGAUAGGAAAGCAGCUCACUUUGGGCCGGACAGGAAGGCUGCAGACAGAGCGUUUCCCCUGCACGACUCGGAGAGACGGAGUCAGAAGCUUUUAUUGGAAGUGUUAAGAAAUUCUGUUUUCUUAUUAAGUCCGAACCAACAGGUAGAAACCCGGGCUGGUCCUGCGUGAGCACACAUGCGAUGCCCCAUUUACACACACGCCAGCCUCCGUCCAACACUGACCACAUACUGCCGAUUCCUCCUGCACUCAUUUCUACAGGAGUGACAGCUGCGGCCUGCGUAUCAUUGUUUUGAUUUAAAAGAGAGGAUAAAUCGUUCCUGGUAAAAACGAGACCCACUGAACAGAUGUGGUUGAACAGCAUCAGCCAGAUGUGCAGGUACUGGUGCAGGUACUGCAGCUACGUCUGGGAGGCUGCGCUGCAGAACCUUCUGAGUAAUCAGAGAAUAUUAUUGAUUUCCAGCAGAUUAUCGCCGCACACAUUGCAGCUUGUUGUUUAUAGUGAUUUGAUGAUGACUAAUGGAUAACGGCUACGCAGCGUGGAAGACAAGUCCUUACACUGCCAUAUUUCUAAAUCACAUAGUCCUUUAAAACUUGAUUAAUGCUGCCUGAAAUCUAAAGGCUGCCGUCUCACAUUUAUCAUUUCUGCACAAUUGGAAUGGUUUUAUAUCUGUAGCCAUCCGAACUGAAAAUACUUUGUGUAGCCCAUUAGUUUUUAAUCAGCUUACCGAGUCUGUGUUAAGUUAUUUAUCUGAUUAAUGUGGAAGGGAAUCUAAAAAAUCUGAAUUCAAGGACCCACUGUGCUCAGUAAAAAAACUGCAGGCAGCCAUCGCUGAGAACAGCAAGGCCCUCUAAAAAAUUCAGAACGAUAAGAUAAUAAUACUUUCAUUUGCUUUUGGGAAAACUUCAAUUAAAACUAAAUGAAGGGCUUUAGUCUUGUAAGGCAUCUCUUUGAAAUCCCACUGUUGUUCAUGGCAGCGCUCACAUCGACUGUACUCACAUCAAGUGUUAUUAAGCUGAAGUUUCAAUCAUUAUUUGAUAUUACUCAAAAGGGUCGAAAGGUUGGUGACAGAGAAGAAGUUAUUAGCUGAACUAAGCAAAUAAGGGACAGAUUAACGACUGCAAUGUAAACAUUUACUGUUUUUUUUCCCCUCUUGAUAUAUUUUCAUUCCCUCUAAGAUGGAACAUGAAUCUUAAGUUGCUGGAACAAGACCAGACAUCCACAGUAGAUGUUGUACAUGUUGCAACAGGCAGCAGACACGACAGAUGGUCGGCUCAAUAAUCUCUGCUGUCUUCAUUAUAACAGGUCACAAAACAAAUCUGUUAAUCAUCUAAUUCUGCUGGAGAAACAACUGAAACUUAACCUGUUGAGUUACACGUUACCCAUUGUUUAAUUCCAGUGUUCUGCUUUUGUCCUAAAAAUAUUAAAUUGAAGCACAGUAGACAAGACAAGCUUCUUAACUUUAUAGCGGGCAAUAAUUGGCAUAAAUACAGUAAGAGCCUCCUCCUCCGUGUGUACAUGUAUUAGGGGAAUUGUAAACUGUAAUAUGUUGUCCUGGUUCAUUAUUGUGCCCUGAUUCUCCCACACAAAAUGUGGGAUUACACUGGGUACAUGAGCUGAAAUACCCUGAAACAGUGUGACAGACGCAGACUACAGGACAGUCUAAUGCUGUUCCUCAUCAGGAGGAAACAAACAAUCGUUACGUUUCAACCUAAUAAAAAUGAAGACAUGCGAAAAUAACGAUCCUGUUGAAAAAGAGUUCAUUUAUAACCCAAAUUAACAUCAAAAGCAAGUUCCUGUUAGAUCCAACUUUGCAAAAAUGAGGCUGUUUUAUGUUAACUUGGCAUCAGGCAGAAGUUUUUCUGGCCAGAAACCUGUAGCCAGCUCCUCUUGGACUAAAGCCAACGUGGUGCCAGUGGGGAUGGAUGAUUCCUAGCAGCGCCGCUGAUUAGCCUGUGCAGCGGACGAACUAAUACAAACAGGACAAAUCUGACUGUCAGUGAUAAUCAGCGCUGCAUAAAUGUGCUGCCUCGCUCACGGCUUUGUUUUCACUGUCUGAAUAACAGCUCCCGUCCAGACCGGCCUGUUAGCCGUUACUGCUGAAAAUGCAACACGCACAAACGGGCUUGGGUCGAGCAACGCCGCCAACAAAAUGAAAUCAAAGACAUUUAUUGUGCUAAGCAUUGUAAAAUAUGAAACAAAUAAAAUAUGUACAACUCAUAAAAUUCUGAUAGUAUUUACAAACAGAACGAGGUGGGAAAGAAUUUAAAAUCACAUUUGGAAAC
Messenger RNA from Betta splendens (Siamese fighting fish), 9321 nucleotides. RefSeq names its product syntrophin, basic 1 (gene sntb1). The record is from RefSeq and is a predicted model, not a curated record. Gene Ontology annotation, molecular function: structural molecule activity; protein binding. Lineage: Eukaryota; Metazoa; Chordata; Actinopteri; Anabantiformes; Osphronemidae. The transcript is spliced from 8 exons. Gene Ontology annotation, cellular component: intracellular anatomical structure; dystrophin-associated glycoprotein complex; synapse. The coding region runs from base 558 to 2219 and encodes 553 amino acids.